Hirsutella rhossiliensis is the source of this 1596-nucleotide messenger RNA. Its product is annotated as DNA repair metallo-beta-lactamase domain-containing protein. The record is from RefSeq and is a predicted model, not a curated record. Bases 1 to 1596 code for a protein of 531 amino acids. Gene Ontology annotation, biological process: double-strand break repair via nonhomologous end joining; protection from non-homologous end joining at telomere; interstrand cross-link repair. Gene Ontology annotation, molecular function: damaged DNA binding; 5'-3' DNA exonuclease activity. The transcript has a single exon. Lineage: Eukaryota; Fungi; Ascomycota; Sordariomycetes; Hypocreales; Ophiocordycipitaceae.
AUGAGCAAGAGGUUUGCCCGGGCGGCCGUUCCUCGGCCAGCACAAGCCAAUCCGUUUGAACAGGGCGGCACCGCCAAGGAAUCCAGGUCUGCUUUCUCCAAGCUCAUGUCCAACAAUGCCGAGGACUCGGCAUGGGCCACGGCCGCGGCAGCAGAGCACGCAUCUCGCGGCCGGCCAGCCUACGAGCGGACUUGUCCGUUUUACAAAAUCAUUCCCGGUUUCAACAUUUGCGUCGACGCAUUCCGCUACGGGGCUGUCAAGGGAUGCGAGGCCUACUUCCUCAGCCACUUCCACAGCGACCACUACAUUGGCCUGACAGGCAACUGGAGACAUGGCCCGAUUUACUGCAGUAAGGUGACGGGCAGUCUAGUCAAGCAGCAGCUGCGCACCGCGUCCAAGUGGGUUGUUGAGCUAGAGUUCGAUAAAUCCUACGAUGUUCCUGGAACAGGCGCCACGGUCACCAUGAUUCCAGCUAACCACUGUCCGGGGAGUUCCUUGUUCCUCUUCCAAAAACCCCUAGGCGCAGGCCCCAAGGUCGGGACGCGGCGAAUACUCCAUUGCGGCGAUUUCCGUGCAUGCCCUGAACAUGUCGGCCACCCUCUUCUCAAGCCAGACGUCGUGGACUCAAUCACGGGGAAGUGGAGACAACAAGCUAUACACAUGUGCUAUCUCGACACAACGUACUUGAACCCGAGAUAUUCCUUCCCACCCCAGGAGGAAGUCAUCAAGGCUUGUGCAGAUCUGUGUGCGUCCAUGUCGCCGGAUCCCGACUGCAAAGACGACAUCUGGGAGCACUCUGCCCAGGCAAGCGGAAUACAGACCAUGAGCAAGUAUUUCCAUAGCUCUAAAGUGGAUCAGGGCGGCAAGACGUCCAACAGCAAGAAGCUAGGGCAGCGCCUUCUUGUUGUCUGUGGGACUUAUUCGAUUGGCAAAGAGCGAAUCUGCAUCGCGAUUGCCAAGGCACUCAACUCCAAGAUAUUCGUCAGUCCUGGCAAGAUGAAGAUAUGCAAGCAGUUGAGAGACCCGGAGCUCACGGCGCUGCUCACCUCCAGCCCCGUCGAAGCUCAGGUGCACAUGCAGUCGCUCAUGGAGAUCCGCGCCGAAACGCUCAAAGAUUAUCUGACCAGCUACAAGCCGCACUUUAGCCGCAUCGUCGGGUUCCGACCAAGCGGCUGGACCUUUCGGCCCGGGAACGGCAAAGUGAUGGGGGCCAACACGCCCCCGAGCAGCAUUCCCAUGCAGCACAUUCUUCACGGCAAGGGGUGGAGGACGAGGUUCGGGUACAAGGACCUUGCGGCGCAGAGGGGCAGCACCAAGGAAGCCAUGUGUUUUGGGGUUCCGUACUCGGAGCACAGUAGCUUCCGGGAGCUGGCCAUGUUUGUGAUGAGUCUGCGGAUCGAAAAGGUGAUUCCCACGGUCAACGUGGGCAGCGAACAGUCGAGGAAAAGGAUGAAGGGCUGGAUCGACAGAUGGAUGGCCGAGAGGAAACGAGGCGGUCUCGUCAGGCCCCUGAUAGAGGGCGUGGAUGGCGAGGAUGGCAAGGUGGUGGAAUUGUGGGAGGGCAAGACAGCACAAGGAGGAGGCGCCUGGUGGUAG